Messenger RNA from Apus apus (common swift), 2983 nucleotides. RefSeq names its product chromodomain helicase DNA binding protein 1 like (gene CHD1L). The transcript has 23 exons. Gene Ontology annotation, biological process: DNA repair; chromatin remodeling. Gene Ontology annotation, cellular component: nucleus. Bases 26 to 2692 code for a protein of 888 amino acids. Gene Ontology annotation, molecular function: ATP binding; DNA helicase activity; ATP-dependent chromatin remodeler activity. The record is from RefSeq and is a predicted model, not a curated record. NCBI's taxonomy places the organism in Eukaryota, Metazoa, Chordata, Aves, Apodiformes, Apodidae.
UGCCCGCCCCGCGCCGCCCGCUGCCAUGUCUCGCUUCUUCCGAGCGCUUGGCCGCGCCGGCAGCGCCCGGGCGGGCGUUCCGGGCGUGGAGGAGGCGGACGCGUCCCGGUGGGGUUUGGCAGGCAUUCAGCUCCGUCCUUACCAAAUAGAAGGUGUAAAGUGGCUGGUGCAAUGCUACAAAGUCCAGCAUGGCUGUAUCCUGGGAGAUGAGAUGGGUCUUGGGAAGACUUGUCAGACUAUUUCUUUACUUCUUUAUUUGACAAAAAAAAAAACUGACAAGGAGAGAUUUCUGAUACUUUGUCCUCUGUCUGUUCUGAGCAACUGGAAGGAGGAACUGGAGAGGUUUGCUCCAGGUCUUUCCUUUGUGACAUACAUAGGCAGCAAGGAGGAACGAACCAAACUGCAGCAGAACCUGAAAGAGCAAUCUCACUUCCCUGUGCUUUUGACAACCUAUGAGAUUUGUCUGAAAGAUGCAGCAUUUCUAAAAUUAUUUAACUGGGCUGCCUUGGUUGUGGAUGAAGCUCACAGACUGAAAAAUCAAAGUUCUCUGCUUUACAGGACGCUCUCUGAGUUCUCAGUAGGCUUCACCCUGCUACUCACAGGCACUCCAAUCCAGAACAGCCUCCAGGAACUGUACUCGUUACUCAGCCUUAUUGAGCCUGAUAUCUUUCCUAGGGAACAAGUGAAGGAGUUUGUUGAGUAUUACCAAGGGAUUGAAAAGGAGAGUGAGCCAGCCAAAGAAUUGCACAGUCUUCUGCAGCCAUUUUUGCUUCGAAGAGUCAAAUCUGAGGUGGCUGCCGAGCUGCCAAAGAAGGUGGAAGUGGUUCUGUACCAUGGAAUGUCAGCUCUGCAGAGGAAGUACUACAAGGCCAUUUUGACUAAAGAUCUAGAUGCAUUUGAAAGUGAAACAGGAAGGAAGGUUACACUUCAGAAUGUCUUAAUUCAGCUUCGGAAGUGUGUUGCCCACCCGUACCUUUUCAAUGGUGUUGAGCCAGAACCCUUUGAGAUUGGAGACCAUAUUGUUGAAGCCAGUGGCAAGAUGUGCUUGUUGGAUAAGCUCCUUUCAUUUUUGUAUGCUGGUGGCCACCGUGUCUUGCUCUUUUCUCAGAUGACUCAACUGCUUGAUAUCCUGCAAGAUUACAUGGACUAUAGAGGCUACAGCUACGAGCGGCUGGAUGGUUCUGUUAGGGGUGAAGAGAGACACCUUGCCAUUAAGAACUUUGGUCAACAGCCCAUCUUUAUCUUCCUGCUGAGCACCAGAGCAGGUGGAGUUGGCAUGAACCUGACAGCAGCAGAUACAGUUAUUUUUACUGAUAGUGAUUUUAACCCACAAAAUGACCUACAAGCAAUAGCAAGAGCUCACCGGAUUGGACAGCACAAGCCUGUAAAAAUUAUCCGCUUGAUUGGGCGAGAUACAAUUGAAGAAAUAAUCUACCGAAGAGCUGCUUCUAAGCUCCGACUGACAAAUGCCAUUGUAGAAGGGGGUCAGUUUGCUCUGGGAGCACCCAAGCCUCAGGGAGCAGCAGAGUUACAGCUGAGUGAAAUCUUGAAAUUUGGCUUGGAUAAAUUGCUGUCCUCUGAGGGGAGUACUAUACAAGAUGUGGAGCUAGAAAACAUCCUUGGAGAGACAAAAGGAGGGAAGUGGGUAAUGGACGUUGUGCUACCAUGUGAAGAAGAGACUGAAGAGGAGGACACAGAGAAUCACAUGUAUGUAUAUGAAGGCAAAGAUUAUUCAAAAGAACCCAGCAGAGAAGACAAAAAAGCAUUUGACCAGCUUUUGGAUCUUCAAAAAGCCUUGACUGAAGAGGCCAGUAAGGAAGGGAGAGCUCUCCGGAACAAAGCAAACGCACUCCUCACAGGCCUUCGUGAGCAGCCAAGCAGGAGGAAGCACUUGCUGAGCACAGAAGAGCUGGAGGCUAGGAGGAAGAAGCGCCAAGAAGCAGCAGCAAAGAGAGCAAAGCUCAUGGAGGAAAAGAAGAAGGCAAAAGCAGAGACAGAACACAAGAAAAAGAUGGCUUGGUGGGAGGCAAAUCAUUAUACAUCUGCCUGCCUUCCUUCUGAGGAAAGUGACUCUGAGGAAGAGUUUGAGAAGGAUGAGGCUCGGCUGAAUGUGGAUUUAGAUUACGAAGAUGCAGACCUGAACUGUAUCAAAUAUGUCAUGGGAGAUGUCACCUACCCAAAAGCAGAAGAGGAGGAUGCCAUCAUUGUCCACUGUCUAGAUGACUCCGGCAACUGGGGAAGGGGUGGUUUAUUUACAGCUCUGGAGGCUCGUUCUGAUCAGCCAAGGAAAAUAUAUGAGAUGGCAGGAAAGAUGAAAGACCUGGAGUUAGGAGGAACCCUGUUAUUCCCCAUUGAUGAUAAAAAGUCCAGGAAAAAAGGACAAGACUUGUUGGCCUUGGUUGUGGCUCAGCACCGGGAUCGGUCCAACAACUUGUCUGGUGUUAAGCUGUCUGCUUUGGAAAAGGGCCUGAAGAAGAUUUAUUUAGCAGCCAAGAAAAGGAAUGCAACAGUACAUCUGCCACGUAUUGGGUAUGCAACAAAAGGUUUCAACUGGUAUGGUACCGAGCGGCUCAUCCGAAAAUAUUUGGCAGCACGGGGUAUCCCCACUCUUAUAUACUACUUCCCUAGGAAUAAAGGCACUUCCUCUGCUUCACCAGCAUAUUCAUCUUCAAUGACAGUCUCAAAGCCAUGAGGAUGCAGUAAUUUCACUGAGAAACAUGUGCAAAAAGGAUCUUUUCAGCAUCACACAGUCUGUAUGCAUCCAUUUCAGAAACAAGGCUUACACAGUCAUUAAUCACCACUGCAUCUCUGCCUUUAUUGGCCAGAAUGUUUACAUAUUGCCAGUGGCUCUGUAGAGGAACGAGACUGCUUCCAUUUUUACUUCAAAGAGUCUUUGGAUAAAGAUGUUGGCUGAAUCCCAGAUCUCUUUUGGAGAUGGAAAAUUAAACUUUCACUGAGGGUCAAUUGUUAUCCCUUACAUUAA